This is a messenger RNA of Adelges cooleyi (spruce gall adelgid), 670 nucleotides long. Its product is annotated as DET1- and DDB1-associated protein 1. The record is from RefSeq and is a predicted model, not a curated record. Bases 276 to 566 code for a protein of 96 amino acids. The transcript is spliced from 4 exons. Gene Ontology annotation, cellular component: Cul4-RING E3 ubiquitin ligase complex. Gene Ontology annotation, biological process: positive regulation of proteasomal ubiquitin-dependent protein catabolic process. NCBI's taxonomy places the organism in Eukaryota, Metazoa, Arthropoda, Insecta, Hemiptera, Adelgidae.
CUAUUUUCUAAACUUUCACAAUUUAAUCGUUGAUAUUCAUUACAAAAAUUAAUUUCGGCAUUUUAAUUUUUAACUUUUAAGUAUUGGUAAUUUUGGAAUAGUAAAUAAACGAUUUUUUUAGUGUAAAAUGUUUUAAAAUUAUUCGUUACUUAACAAUCAAGCUUUUUUAGCUGGUACCUAGUUUCUAAAUUUAACAAAACAAUUUAAUUUUUGCCUAUCCAAUAUUAUACGUCUCACCGAAUAAUUAUUAAUUAGGUUCGAUCGUCUGUUUUAAAAUGUCAAUAGCAGAAUUUUUGGAUGGUUUGCCAUCCUUUGAUGCUCGAAAUUUUUCAAGAUUUCAUUCAGACAACGGAAGGAGUAAGCGAGCACCGGUUUAUAUAUCUACGAAAGAUUCACCAUCUGAUCAAAUAAUUGUUACAGAUAAGUCAAAUUUACUCUUACGAUACCUACACAAUCAGUGGGACAAGAAGCACGGUGGCAAAAAAAGAGAAUUAGCCGAUAACGCAGAAGAACAGGCUGGCUCGUCUAAAAAGCGUGCAAGAAUCGAGUUACCUGCUAUGGUCUGAAGUAACAUAACAACUGAACUAUUAUUCAUAGAAUUCCAACAAAUUAUAUUCACUCAUUUAUUUGCAUUCACAUAUACUUAAUUUAAAUAUAUCUAUUUUAAUUA